Carassius carassius (crucian carp) is the source of this 975-nucleotide messenger RNA. RefSeq lists its product as uncharacterized. Bases 1 to 975 code for a protein of 324 amino acids. NCBI's taxonomy places the organism in Eukaryota, Metazoa, Chordata, Actinopteri, Cypriniformes, Cyprinidae. The record is from RefSeq and is a predicted model, not a curated record. The transcript is spliced from 6 exons.
AUGGAGAGGAAGUUUGCAGUGGUGCGGUGGAGUGAAGGGGAGGAUUUUGGGAAGCUCAGUGACAUAAAAACUGAUGCCAUAAGGGGGUAUGAUGAUUCUAAGAUGGACCAGGAUGGGAAUCCCUUUGCCACCUACUCAGCCGUAAUUGAAUGGCGCCAUGGGAGGAAACAACGAGGAGGCUGGCCUCACUACAGAGGCACUGUCAUUUUUGUUAGUGCUACUCGUUUUGAGACAAUCCGUAAACUGAACUCACUGCUGAAGGAAGAAGAACCUACAGAGCUGACAAAGAGGGCCUCAGUGGCCCCCCAAAAAUAUGGGGAUGAUUCAGAUUGCUCAACUGAUAUUGAAACUCAGUCUCAGCAAGCAAAGAAGUCAAAGGCUCCCAGGAGGAUAGACCCUGCAGAAGAGUUUCUUAGGCUAUACGGUCAAUCACAGCCUUCUUCAGAUAAUCACAACAGUCUGACUCAGACUGUGGUUGAAUUAAAGCAGGAGAUCAAGGACCUGAAAGAAGAGAACGCGAAGUUGAAGGAGAUUGUUCUUCAAGAUGUGCCAGGACUCCUACUGAGCUUGAGGAAUAUAAUAGAUUCGGCUGCACCUCCUAAGAGAUCCAGGGUGGAGCCUACCAAAGCAUUACCGGCCCUUCCAGGGUCUCCGCAGUCCAGGUCCAGUUCUCCAUGUGCCACUUCGCUGUCCCUCCCCAGAUCUACGCUGUCCAGUUCCACAUCUGUGUCUCCAUCCCUGACUGCCUCCCAGUCUUCUAAGGUUGAGAUCCAUCCUGGGACCGGAGUCAUGGUUGAGAAACUGGCGUGGGCCUAUGCCAUCAAUGCCAAUUCGGCAACAGUCUUUGUGAGGCAUCUGCUCACCGCAGUCUUUCCAGUGGAAAUACUGCUGGUGAGCAAUCUUCGGGGGAACAAACGAGGCGGAGGAGAGGCUCGUCAACCAUUAGAUAAAAAUAAAUUGGAUGUGGCUCUAUGA